AUGGGGAGGCUGAGUAACCUGAGGGAGUUGACCAUCCAGUUGUUCACUAGCAUCAAAGAGAUCCCCGACUCCCUCACUGACCUCGUCAACCUCGAGGUUCUCAAAGUCCUGGGAUGCCGCAACGUCUCUUCCUUCCCCACCUCCUUGAGUAACCUUGCACGGCUUAAGGAGUUGGCUCUAGCUAAGCUCCCCCAGCUGCCACAGCUCUUGCCAUCCCUGCCCCGUUCCCUCGAGGUUCUCUCACUGGGAACUUUCCAGCGCCUCACCCCUUUUCUGGAAAUCCCUCUGCUGCCGAGGCUAAGGAGGUUGAGCCUGAUAAGCGUUGCCUUCAUGCGGGGGCUGGUCCCUGGCAUGGCGCUGCCUGCCGUGGAGCACUUGGAGCUGUCGCUGGUGGGAGAGGCAGAGGAUCUCCCGCUGCCGCUUGACCUUGUCCCCAACAUCCGCAGCCUCAAGAUCGCAAGUGCUGGCCGCCUGAAGAGCUUCCCAAAGAAGCCUGUUCCGUUCGUUCUAAUCUUCCAGCUAAUGGAUCGGCUGGAAAUAGAGCAGGCUGUGAAGUUAAAGGAGCUCACAGAGAGUGUCACCGCGCUGCAUCGCCUCACAUACAUCAAAAUCCAUGCUCCUGAGCUUUCCCCCCUACCAGAUGGCAUUGGCGCCUUGUCUCGACUGCGCCAGCUGAAUCUGGCGGGCUGCUCACCCCUUGCAACGCUCCCUGCUUCUCUCACCCAGCUUUCCUGCCUUCACGACCUGAACCUUAGCUGCACCUUUGUGCGCUCCCUGCCCUGCAACUUUGGGCAGCUGAGCCGGCUCAAGAAUCUCGACCUACACGGGUGUAAGAAGCUGGAAGAGUUGCCGGCGGAUAUAACCCAACUCAAGAUGCUUCAUAGCUUGGAUGUUUCGGGGUGUGAUGAAGACAUUGACACCGACUGUCUUGAUGGGAUGUAUGGAUUGCACACCAUUAGAGCCUCUGAUAACCAGGAUUGA
Messenger RNA from Closterium sp. Yama58-4, 981 nucleotides. NCBI's taxonomy places the organism in Eukaryota, Viridiplantae, Streptophyta, Zygnematophyceae, Desmidiales, Closteriaceae. The record is from the annotation of a GenBank genome assembly.